This is a messenger RNA of Drosophila subpulchrella, 672 nucleotides long. Its product is annotated as extensin-2. Lineage: Eukaryota; Metazoa; Arthropoda; Insecta; Diptera; Drosophilidae. The record is from RefSeq and is a predicted model, not a curated record. The transcript is spliced from 2 exons. Bases 1 to 672 code for a protein of 223 amino acids.
AUGGCUUCUGAAGUGGGCUGGAUUAAGCUGAUUUACUAUCGAGAGCGGUAUCUUAAGAUACUCGAAAGUGCUUGGAUAUGUGUUCUGGUGUGUCUGGGCUCCCCGGCCUGGGGAAGUUUCCAUCAUGGUCCUUCGACGGUGGGUGUACCCGUGGGUGUUCCUGUGCCAGUGCCAGUUCCGGUGCCCUCUCCAUAUCCGGUUCCAUCGCCAGUGGCUGUCCCCGCUCCAGUGGCAGUUCCCGUUUCCGAUACUGUGACAAUUCCAGCGGUUUAUAACGCCCAUCAGGCAUUUGCCUAUGGAACUCCAGAGCAUUAUGCUCCUGCUCCUCCUCCGGCGAUCUUUAAAUAUGCAUCAUCAUAUGCUGCCCCUCAGCCAGUCAUCAAAUACUCCCUGGGAGCUCCAGUGACCACUACCACCACCACAUAUACUGGAUUUGCUGCACCAUCGACUGCUCAUUUUGCCGCAGCACCACCAGUUCAGUUUGCAGCACCACCUCCACCGCAAUUCCUAACGAGAUAUGCUGCCCCGCCCACUGGUUACCAGUUUGCAGCCGCCCCCUCCUUCGGAAGAUACAAACUCCACUUUGGAGCACCACCACCACCAUCAUAUCAUCAUUCUCCAGCUGCUGUUUAUGGAGCUCCCCCAGCAACGUUUAACACUCAGGGCUGGUAG